Messenger RNA from Fragaria vesca subsp. vesca, 3148 nucleotides. RefSeq names its product disease resistance protein At4g27190-like. Gene Ontology annotation, molecular function: ADP binding; protein binding. The record is from RefSeq and is a predicted model, not a curated record. The transcript has 3 exons. Lineage: Eukaryota; Viridiplantae; Streptophyta; Magnoliopsida; Rosales; Rosaceae. Gene Ontology annotation, biological process: signal transduction. Bases 116 to 3148 code for a protein of 1010 amino acids.
GUGGUUUGCACAGGAUUACAAGGAUGAGAUAGAAGUUAUCGAAGCCAUAGUGGAGUCUGUGUGCAGUAAAAUCUACACGGCUGGUUUUGAAGUAUUUGAUGCACCAAGACGAGCCAUGGAUGAGGUCAUGAAGGCACUAAAAGAUGAGGAGGUCACUGCCAUUGGGGUCUACGGGGUAGGAGGCGUUGGAAAAACAACCAUGGUUCAACAAGUAUGUGCAAAAGUUUGGGAUGAGUGGAUGUUCCAUCAUGUGGUUAAGGCUGUUGUAUCCAAAAACCCUGACUUGAGAAAAAUUCAAGGCACAUUAGCAGAUAUGUUGGAAUUAGAAUUGGAGGAGGAGACAGAAAUUGGAAGAUCCCGUAGAUUGAUGCAGAAGAUAAGGGGAGGAAGUAGGAUCCUUAUAAUAUUGGACGACAUUUGGGAGAGCAUAGAUCUGUCCAACAUAGGGAUUCCCAGCUAUGACGAGCUUCAAAGAUGCAAUUCCAAAGUCCUACUCAUCACAAGGACACAUAAUGUUUUAUAUGCCAUGGAGUGUCAGUCAAACAUUUGUCUUGAUGUCUUGUCAGAAGAAGAUUCUUGGACAUUGUUUAUGAACAGAGCAAGAAUGUCCUUUGAAUCGACCAAUUUUUAUGAUGUUGCAAGGAAGGUAGCUAGAGAAUGUGCUGGUCUUCCAAUUGCACUGAUAGCGGUUGCGAAGGCACUUGGUGAUAAGGAGGAUAACUGGAAGGAAGCAGCUCAACGGUUAAAGGCUUCUCAGCCUGCGAAUCCUGAAGAUGGGAAGGUCGUGUUCAAUUGUAUAAAAUUAAGUUAUGAUUACUUAGGUUCUGAUGAUGCCAGGUCUUGCUUCUUGCUUUGUUGCCUAUUCCCAGAAGACUAUGAUAUCCAAAUUGAAGAUUUGCUCAAGUAUGGGAUGGGGAAAGACUUGUUUCAAGAUUCCAGCACAAUGCAAGAUGCCAGAGCUAGUGCGCAUUCGGUGUUCAAGUACCUUAGAGAUUGUAGCUUGCUUUUGGAAUCUGAACAGGACGGAUGUGUAAAGAUGCAUGACGUCAUCCGGGAUGUGGCCAUAAGGAUUUCAUCAUCUGAGGAUGGGCAAUUGAUUUUUGUACAAGCUGGUUGUCAAUUAAAGGAAUGGCCAGCUAUGGGUGCACAUGAAAGCUACUCUGGGUUGACCCAAAAAGAAGCAGAAGACUACUCUGCUAUCUCACUAAUCAAGAAUAAAAUUUGCAAGCUUCCUGAAAAGUUGGUAUGUUGGAAACUCCUUAUUUUAUUUCUGCAAAGUAAUGUCUGCUUGGCUGAGAUCCCCGAAAAUUUCUUUCAAAGUUUGAAUAUGUUGAGGGUAUUAGAUCUAAGCCAAACCAGAAUUUCUUUACUACCCACAUCAUUCAAUCUCUUGAUCAACCUCCACACCUUGUGUUUAGAUGGCUGCUUGUCAAUCAUAAAUAACAUAUCCAUACUCGGAAAAUUAGAGAAACUUGAGAUUCUUAGUAUGAGAGAACUUCCACUUCUGGAACUGCCGAAGGAAAUAGGACAACUGAGUAAUCUAAGGAUGUUGGAUAUCACUGGUGAAUAUGUUGACAUAGUUCCCUCUGAAGUGAUUCGGAACCUUCAUAAGUUAGAAGAACUAUACAUGCAGUGUAAUUUUGCAGACUGGAGGAGUGAAGUUGGGAAACUGCCGAAAGAAAUAGGACAACUGAGUAAUCUAAGGAUGUUGGACAUCACUGGUGAGUAUGUUGACAUAGUUCCCUCUGAAUUGAUUCGCAACCUUCCGAGGUUAGUAGAAUUGUCCAUGCAGUUUGCGGACCGGAGGAGUGAAGUUGGGAAACUGACGAAAGAAAUAGGCCAUCUGAGUGAUCUAAGGAUGUUGGACAUCACUGGUAAAUAUGUUGAUAUAGUUCCGUCUGAAGUGCUUCGCAACCUUCCUAAUUUUGUAGACUGGAGGAGUGAAGUUGGGACUGAAGUGAGUGGGAGCAAAGUUGAUGAAGCAGGGGAAGAAAAUAUUGCUGCCUUUGAUGAGUUAACUAGCUUGUCACGUUUAAAUAUUUUGAAGGUUUUCAUAUCUGAUGCAAACUGUUUGCCUAAAGUUGUUGGGGUUGAGCCGAAAUGGAUAAGCUUUGAUAUAUGUGUAAGUGGAAACUCGUCAAUCAGAAAAGUGUCCUUGGUUUCAAAUUCUUCACCCGGUUAUACAAGAGCCUUGAUUCUUGGUACAACCAUUAGUGCCUUGCCGGGUUGGUUUAUCAAUGCAGUGACAACAAAAGCAGAGAAACUACAGUACUUAACUUGUUGGGGAUUAGAUAACAUUCUUGUGGAAUAUGACCGUGGAAGAUUACAUGCACUGAAAUAUUUCUCUGUAAUUGGCCCCAGUGAGAACUUGAAAGUCUUGAUGAACACAACAACACGAGUUCAAAAUGAACCUGUGUUUCCGAAUCUGGAGGAGUUGCAUCUCAUUCAAGUGGAUUGCCUGGAGGAGUUAUGUUUUGGUGAAUUACCACCCGGGUCUCUAUGCAAUCUUAGGCUAUUGAAGGUGAAACAUUGUUAUGAAUUGGUGGAUGCGCUUCUAACAUCACAGUUGCUACAGAGAUUACAAAAUUUGGAAAAACUUAUUUGCGAAGAGAUGGAUGAAUUGGAAUAUGUUUUUGGAUCUGAAGGACUUGAGCCUGAACAGAUUGAUUUGACAGAAUUGAAAGAGAUGAGAUUGGAGAAUCUAGGGAAAUUAAUAAAGAUAUGGAAUGGUCCUGCUCCUUGUACCAUUUUCCAAAACCUUCAGAGUUUGGUAGUUUCUAAGUGCUUUGAACUGAAAAAUCUCUUUACAGCUGAUGUAGCUCAGUAUCUUUUGCAAUUGGAAGACCUUUCAGUAGAGUGUUGCCCAUUAUUGGACAGAGUUAUUGAGGCAAGCAAUGAAACAAUGGACAGCGAGAUUAUUUUUCCAAAGUUGAAGAACUUAGCUUUGGUAAAGCUACCACAACUCACAGCGUUUUACGGUAAUAAUGAAAGUGCUACUGAGUGCCCUUUAUUGGAGUACUUGAAUGUGGAAAGGUGCCCCAUGUUCUCAACAUCUGGCUUCACAGCAAGAACAACGUCCAACUUAAUCAGCAACAACAUUUGGACACUGUACAAAGAAGCUGGACCAUCAUCAACAGCUCCUUGCUGA